Messenger RNA from Eriocheir sinensis (Chinese mitten crab), 5494 nucleotides. RefSeq names its product HEAT repeat-containing protein 1-like. Bases 1 to 4230 code for a protein of 1409 amino acids. The transcript is spliced from 23 exons. Gene Ontology annotation, molecular function: snoRNA binding. Gene Ontology annotation, biological process: maturation of SSU-rRNA from tricistronic rRNA transcript (SSU-rRNA, 5.8S rRNA, LSU-rRNA); positive regulation of transcription by RNA polymerase I. Gene Ontology annotation, cellular component: 90S preribosome; small-subunit processome; t-UTP complex. NCBI's taxonomy places the organism in Eukaryota, Metazoa, Arthropoda, Malacostraca, Decapoda, Varunidae. The record is from RefSeq and is a predicted model, not a curated record.
AUGGUGGGUGUUACCAAGAAGAGUGUCUGCGGAUCAAAGUUCCGGUUCUACUUCCUGGCGGUGGUCUGGGGUUGGCAGUCCUCCCUCCCGUUUACUGAUAUCAUUGAUGAGGCUCUGCAGGCCUGGACACUAGUGCUGGGAAAGGCCCUGCUCUCCCCGUCCGGCACACAGUCCUCCAGCCUGGCCUGGACGCUGGGCACUCACCAGCCCCUAGUGCCAUCCCUGCUCUCAGCACUCACCAGUGGAGAGAAGGGAGUUAGAAAGGGAGCCAUAGAGUGCCUCCGUGCUCUUGCAGGUGUGAGAGGCGGGGCACUGGCUGCAGACAGCUAUGUGGAGGUCAUUAGGAUAAUCCUGAAUCAAGCAGAGGAGCUGCUAGAUGAUGCAAGUCAGCUGGCGGAACUGUUUGGCGGUGGCGGCAGCAGCGUGGGCAGGAAGCAGGCCACCCAGAGUGUGCUGGGGGUGGUGGUGGGCGGGGAGGGGCUGCUCCCUCCUCACGUUUGUGCCGCACUCCUCUAUUCCCUCACUGCAGCCAAUGACACGGCCAUCCUCCUCCAGCUUCUUCCCCUGGCUGAGUCCCUCCUGGAGAAAGCGGAGAAGACAGUUCAAGGGAGGGAAGAACAGAGAAAUGAGGAAGAAGGGAAGCUUGAUGUUCCCUCCUCCCUCUGCCUUCUCUACAUCCUCCAGAGGUACACCCCGGAGGCUGCUGAGGUGCUGGAAACAAAGGCGGGCCUGCGAGUCUUUGAGAGGGCCAUGGAGAGUGCCAGGCCCUGUCUUCUGCUCCAUGAUGGUGUGAUGGCACCCCAGAGUGUACUGCUGCAGGAGGUUCUGAGUUCAAGGUUCAUGGCGAGCCUAAAGAGUGAAGCCACAGCCUCCAGGCUCUGGACCCUGCUGGUGAGCCGAGUCACCUCCUCCAGGGACCCCCAGGAGGCCGGCCGCCUGCGCCACGCCCUUCGCCACGUCACCCUGGACGCCGAGGUCAUCAUGAGGCAGAUUGAUGACCUUGAACUGACCCCCAAAGUGACCUCCUUACAAGCUGCAAAGUUCAAAAGGAUGAAGAUGAGGGAGCCGUGUGUGGCACACCAGCAGUCAUGGGAGAAACUGCAACUCAUGCUGGAAACUCUAACAAUCAUGAAGGACCUCCAGCGACCCUGGCUUCUGGUGGCUCCCCUCACCCACUGGCUCAAUAUGACCCUGACCCUUGACCUGACCUCCACCACCCUCCUCCAGCAGCAGAUCCUCUCCACCCUCCUCCACCUCCUUGAGAAGUGCGUGGAGGAGUUGGGUGAGGAAGAGGUCAGCCAACGAGUACAGGUCAACGUAGAGGUCAUCGUAGCCUGUGUCCGUGCGUCCUUGAGCCACGACACCCACCGGCGGGCGCUGCUCAUCCUGGCACUCUGUGCGCGCAUCGUCCCGGACGCAGUGCUGCACAACAUGAUGGCAAUCUUCACCUUCAUGGGAACGUCUUUGCUGCGCCGCGAUGAUGCUUACUCCUUUGAGGUCAUCCACCACACCAUACAGAGCAUUGUGCCCACUCUCAUACAGCACCAGGGUGAAAACAAAACCUUGGCUAAAGGUGCGGCUGUUGAUGACCGCUUGGCUCAGGUGUGCCAGGUGUUCGUGGAUGCCUUGCCUGACCUGCCACACCAUCGCCGCCUGCCACUCCUCACCCAGCUGGCAACCACACUUCAACCCAACCCUAACUUGUGGCUGCUUCUGGCACUGUUAGCCAACUCUCACGUGAUGAAAGGAGGCACCAGAGGCUACAAGGGCGUGGGCCAAGAAGGGAAGGGAGACGAGAGAGUAAGAGUGGAGGAGGAGGAGGAGGAGGAGGAGAGAGGCACACUCCCACAGGUGAUCCAGUUCUCCCUCACACUGGCCUCACAGUUCCCAGCCACCACUCAGGUGCUGGCUUGUGUCCGCCUGAUGCAGCUUGUGAGCACCCUGCCUGACGACAAAGAAACCUCCAAAGCACUACAACAGCACCAGCAGCAGCGGCAACAAGAUUCUCUACUACAACUGAGAGAGCAGAAGAGUCAAGGGAAGAAGAAGGGAAGCAAUGAGAUGCAGAAAAAGUCUCAGGAACAUCACCAGGAAAAUAAAGAUGGUAAUGAAGAAGAAAACUUGGACUUUAAGAAGGUGAAUGAGGCUCAGCUCAUCUCCCGCACCAUCUCCCAUUCACCGCGCCACACCUUCCACCUCAAGUACACAGUGACGGGACUGGUGGCUCAUUUGCUGGCCUCUGACAAGUUUAUUGGGAAAGUGUACGAUGCUGAGGAAGAAGAUCUGGAGGUAAAGGAGCUGCAGUCCCUCUGUCACCAGCUGCUUGAGGUCACCUUGUGUCUCCUCCAUAACGUGAACUUUGCCUGUGACCUCCACAAGGAUAAAUCUGCAGGACGGUUCUUCACCUCACUACAGCGCAAGGUGGUAGAGGUGGUGGAGAGGCUGGUGGCUCUCCUCCCUCCCUCAUCCCUCCUCCAGGUGUGCCAGGGUCUCCUCUCCUCCCCUGUGGCUCUUGUUAGGUGCCGUGCUGCUGAGCUCAUUAGUGCCAAGCUGCAGCCCCAUCUUAACUACUUCAGAAGUGAGGACACCCAGGAGCUGCAGAACACCCUUCAAACGCUCUGCCGUGGAGUGGCCAACAAACAGGAACCAGUGGACAACCGCCAAACUUUCCUCUACUGCCUACUGAUGCUCACUCGUCUUUUGUCCAACCGCACUGCGUCGCUCCCCUCCCUGCCGCCUCUACCAACACCCUCCCUGCAGCUGGUCCUUGAUACUGCCGUCAGUGUGCUGUGUGACGAGAGUGAGGAGCCAUGGGUUGUGACUCAGGGCCUCCUGGUGGCCGCCGAGGCUGUGGCAGCACUCCAGGCGGCAGCAGUGGGCUGCCUCGGCAGGCUCAUGCCCACCCUUAUCAAGACACUGGCGGCGUCAGCCACUACUGCUGAUGCUGCCUCUACAGCUAACACUGCUUCAGACAUGGCUGCUGCUACUCCUGCUCCUGCUGCCACUACACAGCUUCUGGCUACGCUUACUGCUCUGCACAAGGUCAUUGACAGCCUCCCUCAGUUCCUCUCCCCGUACAUAGAGGAAGUGACCAAACAAGUGUGCUGCAUCAGACCACUUGAAGGAGCCACAAAAACAGCAGCAGUAGGGAAGGAGUCCAAAGUCAUGGCAAAAUUGUUGGCCAUAAGGGAAUCAUUGAUAAAGAAAGUGGAGCCACGUAUUUUGGUGCCCAGACUUGUAAAGGCCUUCCAUUCCCUGCUGGGUGCCGGGGCCCUGGCAGACCUUCAUAAUCUGGUAGCCAUGGUGGGCUGCCUUGUUGGGGAGUUGGGCCCCAAGAAACUUCCUCAGCACAUCCCGGCACUGCUGGGGCUGCUGACCAACGCACUUGACCUGCGCAGCUUGAAGGGUGACGGCCAAGAGGUGGAGCCAGUGGAGGAGGCCAUAUUCUCAGCCAUCAGCCGCCUCCUCCUCCACCUCCCUGAGCAGGACAACAUCUCCAUAUUUACCUCCAUAAUAACCUGGGCCACUCCUCCACCCGCCACACCCGCUGAGACACCCACUGCACCUGCCAGGCUCAUCUCCCUCUACAGGUUUGCUGAACACCUGGUGAGCACCUACCAGGUGUUGUUUGUGGCGGCACACCUGGCCGAGGCGCUGCUGCCUCCUACCGUGACUCUGCUCGCCCGUCUUGGUAAUGGAGAGGCUCCACCUGUGUUUGGAGAAGGCAAAGAAGCAGCAGAGUGUACAUGCAAACUUUUGGAGGCCCUUCUGAACACACUCACCAAAGUGUUCAAACAUGACUCAGUGGGCUUCGUCACACCAGAAAGAUUUGAGCUUCUGUCUGCUCCUCUAACUGACCUGCUGGACAACGAGGUGGGGGGUGUCAUCCUAUACAAGAGGCGGGUACGUGCUCACCUAACGCCGUGCCUGACGCAGCUGGCUGUGGCGGGGGGCGAUGACUCCCUAUGGCGAGGACUGGCCUGCCAGGUGCUACAGAGGCUCAAGGCAGAUGACAGGCCACAGGUUGUGUUGGGGGCCUUGGAGGUGUUCCAGAGCCUGGUGGAGACGCUCGGCGAGGACUUCCUGAGGCCACUUUUGGCAGAUGCCAUUCCACCUAUCUCGGAGGUUCUGGAGUCUACCAACCAGGAAGUGGAGUCGGCCACUCGAACUUUGUUUGGAAAAAUGGAGGACAUUUUAGGAGACCAGUUGAGGGCAUAUCUCAAUUAUUAGUUUAUGAAAUAUGUCUGAGUAUAAGUACUCCAUUAUCUGACAUAUUUGAGAGCAAAAUUAGGGGAUCAUUUUAAAAGCUUGAAUCAAAAUUGUAACCCCUACAUCCUGGGGGCGUCGGAGAACAUUGCCAAACACAUCACCUUAACCCUAUAUUUCCCAUGAAUAUUUAAGUAAAGAAAAUGAAAUUUCUGACAUCAGCAUCAAGUACAAAGAAUUUUCCCAUAAAAUAUCUCAGAAAACAUCAGCCAUGAAGACAUAAGAAAAGGGAUUGACCCUCUGAAUGCUUACAAAAGACACUUGAGGAAUUAGUUGUACUGUUUACAGAAAGGCGUAGUGCAGGGUUGCAAAGUUUAGUUUUAUGGAUGGUUUAUACUGUGUUGCUACUAACUUAUCACCCCUAAACUCAUCAGUAGUUGUUGUCAGGCUUGUUGCCCCUGGAGAGCCUGAACUAGUUCUUGAGAGGUAAGGUAAUAUGUGAGGUUUUAGUAAGGUAAAUAUCAUUGUGAGACAACACAGAAAGAAGAGGUGAUAACAGUUACUUCCCGUGAAACCCACAGAAGCUGAUCAAAGGUAAAACUUGCCAAGCUCUUUGUCAGCUUUUUUAACAUCUCAGAGCUGAUGCAUUUAAGGUAGUUUUGCAGUAAUGUUACUAUUUUCUUCUUUUAGUCCUGGUGAUCAUUACUUUCCUAAGUUAUUUUAUUUCUUUCAAAAUAUCUACACUGACACCUCAUAUGUAACCAUUAUUGAAUUGGCAGUCAUCAUCAUGCCCAAUGUCCCUGCAGGAGCUCCAAGUCAUUGUAUGUAAACAUGGUGGCAGGUCUUUUGUAACAAUCCCUCAGGUAAGGUAAAGUAUUUGAUUUGGUAACCACUGGAUGCAGUACCUGUAACAUUCCUGCACAUCAAGGAACUAAAGCAAUGCAUGAGAUUUCCAUAAAUCAUCAUAAGAUAAAGAAAAAAGCUGGUCACAACACAAUUCUUCCUGUGAAACCCACAAAAGAACAUGUUUGAAGGUAAAAUUGAACCGAAGACUUUGUUGUACUUGAAGCUGUUGAUAAUGUCAGUUCACUGGUCUUUGGGAAGAAUGACAAAGGAAUAAGAUUGCUGGAGCUGCAGCCUCCCAGUGACUCCAGAUUUUAGGGUCAUCUUAUGCUGAGAAUGUACCUCUAAACUCUUAUCUUGAAUGUUAAUUUCUGGGGUUAUCUUAUACACCAUUAGUCUUAUUCACCAUAAAAUGUCAUGAUUAUAAUAAAUUUUUUCACCCUGA